AUGCCACAACACCCCCUCCACCUUCCUAUAUAUACCUUGAACAAACUUUGUCUUGCUCCUCACAUUUUCACCAUUGCACAAAUUUUCUCUUUUCUUUUCCACAAAAUGCCGAACCAAGAUAUUUGCAGUUACCUUACAGAACCUCGUCUUGUAACCAGAAAGUUCUUGGCCAGACCUCAACAUGAGGGUGUUGGGGCAGUUGUUAGAAGAAGCAUAGGGAGAUUUGAGCUCAAGUACUUUGAUCCUUUCCUUGUCUUGGAUGAAUUCUCAGUCUCUGCUCCUGCUGGGUUUCCUGAUCAUCCGCAUAGAGGAUUUGAGACAGUCACAUACAUGUUGCAGGGAGCUGUAACACAUGAAGAUUUUGAAGGACGAAAGGGAACAAUUGAAGCUGGUGACUUGCAGUGGAUGACUGCAGGGAGAGGGAUAGUUCAUUCAGAAAUGCCUGCAGCUCAAGGAACCCAAAAGGGUCUCCAACUUUGGAUUAACCUCUCUUCAAAACAUAAAAUGAUUGAGCCAAGGUACCAAGAAAUGCUGAGCAAGGACAUAGCUGAAACUGUGGUAGAUGGUAUCAAAGUUAGAGUGAUAGCAGGGGAAGCUCUUGGAAUAAAGUCUCCAAUCUACACAAGGACACCAACCAUGUACUUGGAUUUUUCCCUUAAACCUGGUGCUCACCUGCAACAACUAAUACCAAAAUCUUGGAAUGCUUUUGUAUACAUAUUGGAAGGAGAGGGUAUUUUUGGGAAUCAAAAGUCUCAACCUGUGACUUCUCAUCAUAUACUUCUUCUUAGUUCUGGGGAUGGACUUGAGGCAUGGAACAAAUCUUCUAAGGUUCUUAGGUUCAUUUUGGUUGGAGGGGAACCAUUGGGGGAACCUGUGGUGCAAUUUGGACCCUUUGUGAUGAACACUCAAGAAGAAGUUGACCAAACAAUUGAUGAUUUUGAGAAUUAUACCAACGGAUUUGAGAAAGCAAGACACUGGAGAUCUGAAAGUGCAAUUAACCUUGAUUAUUGA
Messenger RNA from Sphenostylis stenocarpa, 1011 nucleotides. The record is from the annotation of a GenBank genome assembly. Lineage: Eukaryota; Viridiplantae; Streptophyta; Magnoliopsida; Fabales; Fabaceae.